Messenger RNA from Brugia pahangi, 747 nucleotides. The record is from the annotation of a GenBank genome assembly. Lineage: Eukaryota; Metazoa; Nematoda; Chromadorea; Rhabditida; Onchocercidae.
AUGAUUACGAUAUAUUUCACCUUAUUCAGCUUCGUUAUCACUGAAACGCGCUUAACCUCUACUGACAUGUACAACAUUGUAAACGACCGACUUACGAAAAAUAUCAACCGUAAUGGAACAAAAGCUACACCAACGUCAACAUAUUCAAAUAACUUCAUUAAGUCACUGCCAUCCUUUUCCACCAACCAACGUUGGUUUAUAAAAAAUAUCAAUAGUAAUGGAAAAAAAGCUAUAUCAAAGUCAACGUAUUCAAAUGAUUUCAUUAAAUCACAACCAUCUAUUUCCACAAAACAACAUCGAUUUAUGAAAAAUGUCAAAAAUAUACAUAAUGGAACAAAAGCUACGUCAACAUUAGCACACAUUAAUGAUGAUAUUGCUGUGAAUAAUUCAAAUAAUGUCAACAAAUUACUGUUAUCCACCCACAAAAAGAAGCUGGUACCACUGGUAGCGUAUGGUAUCUACCGUCCUGUUUCUUAUUAUGAUCUUUCGGAAUGGACUUUUCGUAUUUUGAAUGGUUAUGACGACGGCUACUUAAUACAAAUAUUCGAGGAUUGUGAUUACGUGAUUUUUACAAAAAUUGUUAAGGUUAAUAAGCCUGAAAAUUUUGUGGUAUCACCUCCACCAAAAGCUAACGUGAUAAUUGUGAAUGAAAAAUAUCUGAUUAAUGAGAAUAAGAUUCAUAUCAUGGAUCUAAACAGUCCAUAUGUAACUAAACAAAAAUACUUAUUGAAAAAGAACAGUGAGUAG